UUCUCAUUGAUUUCUGGUUCCAGCUUAUCCUGCACUGCUUCGCGCGCUUUACGUUUACGAAUUUGUUUCUCUCUUGUGCACGUAGAAGGCUUUUUCUGCUUCGUUCUUCAACAGCACACUCUGGAUUUCUACAGAAUGUCUGGCAGUUUAACGCGAGAUAACGGCACAGGUCUGCCAUGCUUUUUCCAUGAGCUAGCCGAGGAAUCCGUUGUGCAUAUCUUGUCGUUUCUGGAUAUCAUUGAUCUGACUAACUGCACGGUGGUGUGCAAGCGAUGGGCCGACAUCGUCGGCGAUUCGCGUCUACGGAAGACCGUCAUUUUCGACCUGACCAAAUGGGAGACCUACCAUCCAAUGGCACUGUUGCCACGCCCGUCUCGUUCCGAUGCGGACGCGUUUCGGGAAGCCAAAACCGUGGAGACCGAGUGGCGCCGCCAGCUGCUGCAGCGCUUCUGGACCCCCAAGACCCGCAACGUCAUCUUCCGACGCCAGCCAGGAACGACGGAUCCACCUGAGUGUUGGAUGAAAAUGGGCUUUGCUGAGCGGGAAGAAGGCCAAGCUGCGCAGCAACUGGCCGCUGGUUGGCAUUAUAUGUGGGGCGAUAUUUACCUCGCACUGCUGGACAUCUCGAAGCUGCUGCCUGACGCACCCGAGGGCGGUGGUCAGCAGCACAGGGAUUGUGUGGUUACGGUGCAGGACGUCCACAUGCUGACGGGGGAUCUCGCCAAUCUCUUGCCUGGAUACGUCAAAAGCGUCCACCUGGAGAACGUCCGCGUGCGCUGCUAUUUCUACACCGGGUUGUUCCAUCCGCUCGACAAACCGCCACAGGUGACUUUAACUGUGCGGGUGGAUAAAGCGGUGGUGGUGCGCGAGAACGGGGUGUGGCCUUGGUUUAAGGAACCCCUGGACGUGGACGAGUUUCUGGAAUCUCUCCUGCAAAUCCGCCAUCAGGACUUGACGUUCUUCGGCCGGUUUCUUCCGGAUUCCUUUACUGCCGAGGAAGAGAGUUUCCUGGAGGAACAGCUGCGGUCGGAGGAGCCCACUGGCUGGACGCUGUCCCGCUUCCUCACCAAGGGUGUGCAGCUGCUGGGUGACGAGGAUGUCCUUCAUUCCGCGCCCAUCAAUUCGUUGGGACUAACGUUGGAGCGGGUUCGUUCCUUCCCGCGCUGGCUGCAGUACUUGAUGGUGGAGCUGCUGAAAGACCCGUCCAUCGCGAUUUUUCCCUAAGAUGUGAUGCUGCAGUGUCUUGUGGCGGAACGCUUCCUGGAAAGGUUGCCCAUACUCGACUUGUGCAUGGUGUUAGUCAUUCCGA
Molecule: messenger RNA, 1309 nt
Organism: Paramacrobiotus metropolitanus
Lineage: Eukaryota; Metazoa; Tardigrada; Eutardigrada; Parachela; Macrobiotidae
Exons: 4
Coding region: 136-1224 (362 amino acids)
Molecular function (GO): protein binding
Source: RefSeq, a predicted model, not a curated record